AUGGAGCAGGAAGGGGCAAGAGAAGAAGAAGAGAGGAAAGAAGGCUUGAUUGAGUUUUACGAUUCCUUCAGGGAGAUGUUUGAGUUCUUCUGCAAGAACACCACCAUCCACGGCACCAUCCGCCUGGUCUGCUCAGACAGCAACAGGAUGAAAACAGCUUUUUGGACUCUGCUCUUACUCGCCAGCUUUGGCAUGUUGUACUGGCAGUUUGCACUGAUGUUCAGCCAGUACUGGGCCUACCCUGUCGUCCUGACCAUGUCCAUGCAUUCAGAGCCCAAGAUGUUUCCAGCCAUCACCAUCUGCAACCUGGACCCCUACAGGUUUGAAGUGGUCAGUGAGCAUCUGGUUCAGCUGGAUCGUAUGGCAGCCAAAUCAAUUGCUUUUCUGUAUGGCAUCAACACCUCAGCCAGCUUCUUCCACGUGGAUGAGAAAAACUUCCACAUCAAGGACUUGUCGAGCCUAGGCAACGUCAGCAGAUCUACCUUCAAGCUGAGCCAGAACUUCUCACUCUUAAGAAUGCCUGACCACAGUAAGAGGUCAGGGAAGAGGCAUUCCAGCGUGGGCUUCAGGCUGUGCAAUGCCACGGGUGGGAGCUGCUUCUACAAGACCUAUUCCUCUGGGAUGGAUGCCAUCCUGGAGUGGUACAGGUUUCACUACAUGAACAUCAUGUCCCAGCUACCAGUGAUAAUCAACAUUUCUGACCACGAGGAGCAAAUAGAAGACAUGGUCUACUCCUGCCAGUACGAUGGGGAGCCCUGUAGACCCAGUGACUAUGUCCACUUCCACCACCCAGUCUUUGGAAGCUGCUACACCUUUAACAGCCAGGGCACAGACUCCUUUUGGACAGCCACAAAACCAGGGAUUCCUUACGGACUUUCCCUCAUCCUGAGAGCAGAGCAGAAGGAUCACAUCCCACUCUUGUCCACAGUGGCAGGUGUGAAGGUGAUGAUACACAACCACAACCAGACCCCCUUCCUGGAGCACGAAGGCUUCGACAUCAGACCGGGCAUUGCAACCACCAUUGGCAUCCAGCAGGACGAGGUGAAUCGCCUGGGUGGCAAUUAUGGCAAGUGCACCACUGAUGGCAGUGAUGUGGAUGUUAAACUCCUGUACAACAACUCCUACACCCUGCAGGCUUGUUUGGAUUUCUGCUUUUCACACUUUGGCUGUGGCUACUACUACUACCCACUGCCUCCUGGGGCUGAAUACUGUGACUACAACAAGCAGCCUGCCUGGGGUCACUGCUUUUACCAGCUCUACAACAGGCUCAGAAAUCAUCACCUCAAUUGUUUUGACCAGUGCCCCAAGCCCUGCAGGGAAUCACUGUACAAGGUGUCUGCUGGGACAGCUAAGUGGCCAUCAGUGAAAUCUCAGGACUGGAUCCGCCAGGCUCUGAGGCAUCAGAAUGGAUAUAACUCCACCAGCAACAGGAAGGAUAUUGCCAAGGUGACCAUCUUCUACCAGCAGCUGAACUACCAGUCUGUGAACGAGUCUCCUUUGCUCUCAGAGAACCUGCUUCUGUCCAGCAUGGGAAGCCAGUGGAGCCUCUGGUUUGGAUCCUCGGUGUUGUCUGUGGUGGAAAUGUUUGAGCUGCUCAUAGAUACACUUGUCUUGUCUCUCCUCUUCUGCUACCAAAGGUUCAGGGCAAAGAAGACAUUGAAGGUAGCUCACACUCCUACCAUCUCGAGUGUCAGCUUGACCCUAGAAAACUACCGAGUUGUGCAAGAGGCAGCUGGGGAGGGGGAUGGCUCCACCCCUCCUCCCCCUUCUGGAGUGGCUGUUGCCAUGGACAAUAACAGUGACCUGCAUCCUCACCCACUCUCCAGCAAGGUGGGAAGGCCAGAGCUUUGCCCAGAGGUGGUGCUCAAUGGCUUUAGACACACACAGGACAGCUCUUUGGGUGGGCACCCCAACAGCUGA
Merops nubicus (carmine bee-eater) is the source of this 1920-nucleotide messenger RNA. RefSeq names its product sodium channel, non-voltage-gated 1, delta subunit (gene SCNN1D). Gene Ontology annotation, biological process: sodium ion transmembrane transport. The record is from RefSeq and is a predicted model, not a curated record. Gene Ontology annotation, cellular component: membrane. Gene Ontology annotation, molecular function: ligand-gated sodium channel activity. Lineage: Eukaryota; Metazoa; Chordata; Aves; Coraciiformes; Meropidae.